UGGGUGCGACUGUGAGCGUGGCGGCAGGGGGAACAUGUACACUUCUUGACCAAGUCAGUUAAUACAAGGGAAGUGUUUGUGUUAAAUAGUGCGCCAUUCCUCCCACCCGCCCAGUGAGUUAGUGACAGGCACCACGCCCUAGGUGCUCAAGAGGCAAGGAAUCAAGUGCUAACUUGGUCUGUAGACCCCAUCGAUCAUAGAAGUCAAUUAUAGUUGAUACCUGGACGAGCCUCACGUAACUACUAUGAUGAUGCAUCCCAGCAAAGAUCAAGCACAUAAGGCCCAGGCAGUUAGGAAAGUUCUGGGAAGUCUCAACAAAGCCUCUGCCAAUGUCAACAUAAACAAACAGCUGGUGGAGAUAUUGGUGGAUGAGCUGAACCUUCGCCUCCAGAAUGAGACAGGGAUACUGAAGGGUGCCACCAUAAGGCACUCUGGCAGUGCUUAUGAGAACCUGGCGGUUGAUGAUGAUGCUGACUUUGACUUGAUCCUACAGCUUGGGGAGCCCUUCGUCAGUAGAAACUUUGAAGUAAGUAAUAUUAAUUGGAAGCCACACUGCGACCUGCAUGAUGAUGCAUGGGACACAUUAACACAAUACUUAAUGUCUUAA
Procambarus clarkii (red swamp crayfish) is the source of this 607-nucleotide messenger RNA. NCBI's taxonomy places the organism in Eukaryota, Metazoa, Arthropoda, Malacostraca, Decapoda, Cambaridae. The record is from RefSeq and is a predicted model, not a curated record.